AUGCGGGCCAAGCACGUAGUUCCUGGCCUCCCUAUUCAAGCCCGGAUGCUUGAAUUCAAGAGCUGCAUGCUGAACGAAGCAAGAGGGAAAAAACAAGAGGAGCAGGAGGAAGAGGAGAAGGAAGAAGAUCAAGAACUUUCUCCAGAACAGAAGAGGACAUUGGAAAGAAAGCUGAAGAAGGAGCGUAACAAGGCACAAAAGAAAUUAAUGCGAGAAGCAGGGAUUGUGGCCAAGAAGAAAGAACCUAAGAAGCCAUCUGGGUCAGAGUUGGCUCUGGACUACUUAACUACCUGGUCUGAGAGUCCCCAAGGCUGGAGAUUUCAAAAGACGAGGCAAACGUGGCUUCUUCUGCAUAUGUAUGACAAAGACCAGGUCCCCAAUCAAUAUUUUUCCAUUUUGCUGCGGUAUCUUGAAGGACUUCAAGGCAGUGCCCGAGACACAACAGUGCAGAAAGCAGAAGCUCUUAUGAAGGAGUAUGACAAUUCUGAAAUGGACGACGACCUGGAAGAGAAGUGUGAGCGUAUCCGGAAGGUUUUGCAGUUGCUGUCAUGAAAAAACUUACCUUGUCCAGAUUUCCUAGAUCCUUAUAUCUGCAUAAAGUUAGAAGAACUGAAUAUAAUUCCUAACCACUCUUUAAAAUUCAAACUCUUGGUCAGAAGCAUGGCAUUGCUUUGAAAUCUCUCCCGGGGUUGCAAAGGAAGUGGAAGAAAUAGCUAAAUAAAUCAAUAAACUGGUCAGUAUUAAAAACAA
Molecule: messenger RNA, 750 nt
Organism: Python bivittatus (Burmese python)
Lineage: Eukaryota; Metazoa; Chordata; Lepidosauria; Squamata; Pythonidae
Source: RefSeq, a predicted model, not a curated record